Molecule: messenger RNA, 1432 nt
Organism: Pimephales promelas (fathead minnow)
Lineage: Eukaryota; Metazoa; Chordata; Actinopteri; Cypriniformes; Leuciscidae
Source: RefSeq, a predicted model, not a curated record
UAUAAAAAGCCAUUAUCAAUAGAGCUCAGAUAUUAGGAGUCACCAUGGCAACAGCGUCAGACAAAAAAAGGUGUGCAUAUUUCUCACCAGCGGAACUGGAUGUGCUAAUGCAAGCAUAUGCAGAAUUUGAACAUGUAUUUAUUACGCGGCGAAGGAGAGAGAGUUAGCUUGGGAGAAAAUAGCUGCUCGAGUCAAUGCGUAAGUUUACAUUUUAAUUACUUUUAUACACUGUUGGGUGUAAUGAAUGAAGUUACUAAGUCAUCUAAAUACUGUAAUUAAAUUAAAGACUAUAAAACAAUUGUGUAUAAAACAAUAGUGGAUGUAAUAUCAAAUUUUAAAAGGUAUAUUUUUAAUUUAACUUUCUCCCUCUAGUUACACAGUUUGAUCAAUUUAAGAAUAAUUUAUGCAAUUGUAUAUUGUUUAUUUGAAAGCAUUAGAAGUGCAGUUUCUUGUCUCUCCUUGUAUUGUUCAAGUGGUUUAGGUUAAUUUGGGCUUUAGAAAGAAAUUAAUAAGUAAGUAAAACAAAUUAGGAAGUAGACCACUUUCUAGAGAUAGUAAUUAUUACAUUAAUCUAAUUAGACUUUUUGAAGGUAAAAUUUAUAGUUAGUAAUUAAGAACUAUUUUAGAGUAACUUACCCAACUGUUAUAAUAUCAGAGGUGAAACUGAAAGAACAGAUUUUAUUAAACCUAAUUUAAUUUUCAUGGAUAGGUGCAAUCCUGCAGGCAUAAAAAGAACAUGGCAGCAGCUGAAAAUGAAAUACAAAAACAUACUUCAAGCAGCCAACAGAAAGAAGGCAGAGGCUCGCAAAACAGGGGGAGGACCUGCACCACCACCUCUGUCAAAUGCAGAAGAGAUGGCCCUGAGCCUAAAUGCUGGAAGGCCAAUGGCUGAGGGAAUACCUGGAGGGACUUCGUCAGAGCCAGUCACUCCAGAAGACUUAAGUGCAUUAAUAAUAUAUUCUGAUGGUAAUAUCUGCCUCUUGGAGCCUCCUGUCCCAAUAGUACCCUAUACAGUUGAUGAUGGGGAUGAAGAAACCAUUUCUGCUACCACAGACAGGCCUACAGAGAGUGUGGAAGAACAGCAGGAGGAAGGUCCAUCAACUUCUGGUGCACAGAUGAACACAUUGCCAGUUAAGGAGUUAUAUAGACUUCUUCUUAUUAAAAAGAUAGAAAAAAACAGCAAAGAAGUUGUAUACUUGGACCGCCAGAUCCAAAAGGCAGAUCUGGAAAUUGACAUUCUGAAACUAAAGCUAGAGGUGAGUGUAUGGUCACAGGUGCAUUCUAGGAAGUAUUGUAACUAUUUUAAAAUCUUUUUUUCUUUUUUCUUUUUAGCAAAUGAAGAACACCAUAUAAAUUGCUGUGAUUUUGUUUAUUAAUUAUUUUAUUUUGUGGUUGCAUUUCUAUGAAAUAAAGAACACCAUAAAUUGCUGUG